AUGCGUCUUGCUGGACCUUUCGUGCAUAACCAAACGAAGGAAAAUCUCAUUCGCCUUCAUGAUGGUCAAGUUGUUGGUGAAUGGAGAGAUAGCACAUAUGGCCUUGGCGGAGGCCGCAUUCCUUACGAUGUGAAUACAGCGCUUGUGCCAGCAGGUCUCCGAUCUAUCGCAGCCCUGUCUCGCGCGGGUAUACUCCCACGCAGAAAACACUGGGGCUCUCUUGCAGAUAAAUACGCGAAGAUCUGGGAAGAUAAAACACUGGACUUCUUCAGCGUGACCAUUCCCAAGUCGAAGGCCAAGUCUUUGGUCACAUCCUACUCAAAUGACCAUUUUGCAGGACCGAACCAAUCUUCCGCCAUCGAUACAGAUGUUAUGUUCCAUGCUGUUGCUCUGGAAGGAAAUAACAAUCUGUCCAAGGUAGAAGUCAUGAAUACUGAUGAUUGUUUCCGUCAUUUCCUUCUCAACACUACAAACGAUGAACAACUCACUCCCUUCUUGAAUAACUCUGCCACAAAUAUCCGCCGCACUUUCCCAGCUGGUCUGAUGACUGACGUUGGGAUGAUCGUCGCAAACCCUGCGUUUGGAGAGGACCCUGUAUACGCGCAGAACUUUACAACCGGGGCAUAUCACGGCACGGUUGUAUGGUCGUGGCAGCUUGCAAUGAUGGCCAGGGGACUAGAGCUGCAGCUUGGACGAUGCGAGGUCACUUCGAACUUCUCGAUCAGCUCUGAAACUGCGAAGAGGGGCCAUAAUUCGAAAUCAGUGAUGCCUACUCCGGAUUUCUGCACAGAUGAUUCCGUUUUUAAAAAUGUGCAGGCUGCGUAUAACGUUCUGUGGGACUCUAUUGAGAAGAACGAGGACCAACUCUCCGGUGAAGUCUGGUCUUGGGUUUAUCGAAAUGAUUCCUUCAAAGUCACGCCUUUGGGCGUAUUGCCUGCCCCGCCUGGCGUUGGAGGCCAGACUGGUAAGUGA
Messenger RNA from Penicillium manginii, 972 nucleotides. RefSeq lists its product as uncharacterized. Lineage: Eukaryota; Fungi; Ascomycota; Eurotiomycetes; Eurotiales; Aspergillaceae. The coding region runs from base 1 to 972 and encodes 323 amino acids. The transcript is spliced from 2 exons. The record is from RefSeq and is a predicted model, not a curated record.